AUGGGACCUGCGAAGGAGGAACUCGAAGAAGCGGAUGGUGGUCGUGUCGACUACCAUCCCAGCACGAUGGCGGCUUCCAAGGACGAAGCUGCGGAAUCCGGAGACGCAAUCAGUAACAAUGAUAAAAGCAUCGCCGGUCGAGAAUCAGAUUAUCAAAAGCGUCGUCAGAAUCGAUUCGUCAGAGCAGAUGGAUUGCCCUACAAAGAUGCCAUGCAAGCGAAACUGCAGCAUGAAGAAGAACAGCAACAGCAAGAGGAAGCUGCCAAACCAGAACCAGAAUCUGGAAGGCGCAAGCGACGAUGGGAUUCUACUCCUGCACCCUCCAGCGGCGGGAAUGUGGUGUCCGAUUCCGACUCUUCCGUGGCGUCAGGCAGUAGUAGACGACGCAAAAAAUGGGACGAAACUCCCGUCGCAGCGUCUACCUCGGUCAUGGAAACUCCCGUCGCGACAUCCACAUCCAAGUGGGAUGCCACUCCCAUGAUGGCUUCGGGCGUACCUGGAGACGCUUCCACCGCGAAGAAGAAAAAUCGUUGGGAAGCAACGCCCAUGGCCACCUCGACAGGAGGCAUCCCUCAAACUCCCAUGACACCUGGAGCUGGGAAUAUUGCCAAGGCCAUGGCGCUAGAACGAGAAAUGGAAUCGAGAAAUCGCCCCUGGACCGAUUCGGCUUUGGAUGCCAUUCUUCCUUCCGAGGGAUAUACCAUCCUGGCACCUCCGGCUUCGUACAAGCCGUUGCGGACUCCUGGCCGAAAAGCAUUGUCCACGCCCACACCUGGAAUGACACCAAGUGGCUUCCAAAUGGACGUCCCCAUUGAACAGCAGCAAAAUGCGUCCAUUCAGGAAAUUAGAAAAGCGUAUGGUGUACCAUUGGCACCUACUUCCGCAGAGGCUGUCGGUGGUGUGGCAGCUGGGAACCUUCCUGAAAUUAAACCAGAGGAUAUGCAGUAUUUUGGAAGACUCAUGGAAGAAGGCGAAGAAACCAACGAACGAAAAAUCAUGGCCCUAUUGCUAAAGAUCAAGAGCGGAACUCCUCCGCAACGAAAAACGGCGAUGCGGCAAAUCACGGACAAGGCUCGCUCGUUUGGUGCUGGACCUCUUUUCAACCAAAUCCUUCCCUUGCUCAUGAGCCCCACCUUGGAAGACCAAGAACGCCAUCUCUUGGUCAAAGUCAUUGACCGUGUGCUCUACAAGCUCGACGAUUUAGUGCGUCCUUUUGUUCAUCGUAUCUUGGCCGUCAUUGAACCGCUGCUGAUUGACGAAGAUUACUACGCGCGAGUCGAAGGUCGAGAAAUUAUCAGCAAUUUGGCAAAGGCCGCUGGUCUCGCGACGAUGAUUGCUACGAUGCGACCCGAUAUCGACAGCCCGGAUGAAUACGUUCGAAAUACGACUUCCCGCGCAUUUGCGGUCGUUGCGAGUGCCCUCGGGGUCCCAUCCAUGUUGCCCUUCCUCAAGGCAGUUUGCCAGUCGCGAAAAUCCUGGCAGGCACGCCACACGGGUAUCAAAAUUGUGCAACAAAUUGCCUUGCUCAUGGGAUUGGCGGUACUGCCUUACCUACGGGAAUUGGUCGAAAUCGUCAGUCAUGGUUUGACGGAUGAAAUUCAAAAAGUGCGCAUCAUGACGGCGCUGACGGCGGCAGCCCUGGCGGAAGCCGCUCAUCCCUACGGAAUUGAAAGCUUUGACGCUGUCAUUCGCCCUCUCUGGAAGGGCGCCAUGGAGCAUCAUGGAAAGGCAUUGGCAGCAUUCCUAAAGGCCAUUGGAUUUGUCAUUCCCCUUAUGGAAGAGAACUACGCCAGUCAUUACACUCGCUUGGUAAUGCCUAUCCUGCUCCGCGAGUUUCACUCUCCAGAUGAAGAAAUGAAGCGCAUCGUCCUGAAGGUCAUCGAGCAGUGUGUUGCGACUGCCGGUGUCGAGCCAGAUUAUAUUCGAACGGAGAUCCUCCCCGAUUUCUUUACAAACUUUUGGAUUCGCCGCAUGGCGUUGGAUCGAAGGAACCACAACCAGGUCAUUGAAACGACCGAGGAGCUGGCCAACAAGGUGGGCUGCUCCGAAAUCAUUGAGCGGAUCGUGGAUGAUCUCAAGGAUGACAGCGAGCCGUAUCGGCGCAUGGUGAUGGAAACUGUCGACAAGGUGCUCAAGAACCUCGGCUCGGGCGAUAUCGGACAGAGGCUCGAAGAACGUCUCAUCGACGGUAUCCUUUAUGCUUUCCAAGAACAAGCCGUGGAUGUGAGCAAUGCUGGCCUGAGUGCGUCCGCUCGAGAAGGCCAAAUCAUGUUAGAUGGCUUUGGAACCGUUGUGAACGCGUUGGGCGAAAGGUGCAAGCCGUAUGUGAAACAAAUCGCCGGAACUAUCAAGUGGCGCCUUAACAACAAGUCCGCAUACGUCCGGAUGCAGGCGGCAGAUCUCAUCGGGCGAAUUGCUGUUGUGAUGAAAGCCUCCGGAGAAGAUCAACUCAUGGGGCAUUUGGGAAUUGUUCUCUAUGAGUACCUAGGAGAAGAGUACCCCGAGGUGCUGGGUUCCAUAUUAGGGGCUCUGCGUUCCAUUGUCAACGUCAUCGGUAUGACCAAGAUGACACCUCCCAUCCAGGACUUGCUGCCUCGAUUGACGCCCAUCCUUAGGAAUCGCCACGAGAAAGUCCAGGAGAAUUGCAUUGAUUUGGUUGGUCGAAUUGCGGACAGAGGUGCUGAAUUUGUCUCUGCCAAGGAAUGGAUGCGCAUCUGCUUUGAAUUGCUUGAGAUGUUAAAAGCGCACAAAAAAUCGAUCCGCCGUGCCGCGGUCAGCACCUUUGGCUUCAUUGCCAAGGCAAUCGGUCCUCAAGAUGUGCUUCACACCCUCCUGAACAACUUGAAGGUACAGGAUAGGCAGAUGCGAGUAUGUACAACCGUUGCCAUUGCGAUUGUCGCAGAGAGUUGCGGCCCAUUCACGGUGUUGCCGGCACUUAUGAACGAAUAUCGCAUCCCCGAGCUCAACGUUCAGAAUGGUGUACUGAAGGCUCUUAGCUUCAUGUUCGAGUACAUUGGAGAAAUGGGAAAGGAUUAUGUCUACGCGGUGACUCCCUUGCUCGAAGAUGCACUGAUGGAGCGUGAUCCUGUCCAUCGUCAAACGGCAUGUGCCACUGUCAAGCAUCUGGCUCUCGGCGUGGCCGGAAUGGGAUGUGAAGACGCAUUGAUCCAUUUGUUGAACUUUGUGUUCCCAAACAUCUUCGAAGAAAGCCCACAUGUGAUCCAAGCUGUGUUCGAUGCUCUCCAAGGACUAAUGGUGGCUCUGGGUCCUAAUCUGCUUCUGCAGUACACAAUUCAAGGUCUCUACCACCCAGCUCGCCGUGUCCGGGAGGUCUACUGGCAACUUUUCAACACUCUAUACAUCUAUGGUGCACAUGCUUUGGUCGCUGGGUAUCCCAUGGUGGAGGAUGAAGGAGAGAACACUUAUGAAAGAUCAACACUGACUCUCUUUAUUUGA
Molecule: messenger RNA, 3456 nt
Organism: Seminavis robusta
Lineage: Eukaryota; Bacillariophyta; Bacillariophyceae; Naviculales; Naviculaceae
Source: the annotation of a GenBank genome assembly